Chelmon rostratus (copperband butterflyfish) is the source of this 2655-nucleotide messenger RNA. It is a transcript of the gene twnk, whose product is annotated as twinkle mtDNA helicase. Bases 67 to 2244 code for a protein of 725 amino acids. Gene Ontology annotation, molecular function: single-stranded DNA binding; ATP binding; 5'-3' DNA helicase activity. NCBI's taxonomy places the organism in Eukaryota, Metazoa, Chordata, Actinopteri, Chaetodontiformes, Chaetodontidae. Gene Ontology annotation, cellular component: mitochondrion. Gene Ontology annotation, biological process: mitochondrial DNA replication. The transcript is spliced from 7 exons. The record is from RefSeq and is a predicted model, not a curated record.
CCGGGUCAGAGAAGCAUGGAGGAAAAUGAGGGCAAGCUGCAGAGCCAUAGCCUAACCAGGUAGCUCAUGUGGAGAAGCAUGCUACUGAAGGGCACCACCUGCCUCCUGCAGGUGGCAACCAAGAGGUUUCUCCACCAAAGACACUUUUCGUCCUUCUGUGUCAGACGUCUCACUCACAGGCUCCUUCACAGGCCUCCUGAGACUCCGUGUGGUUUACAUCUCCGGGGUAAAGGCUGCUUGUUGGCACACAGUGAGACCAGGGCUUACAAAAAGGAUACUAACUCCACUGUAGAGUUUCCUGUGAGUCCCAUCACAGUCACAGAUAUCAAACAGUAUCUGCGCUCCAAAGGCAUUCCCUUCCAUGAUGGUUACAGCUGCUUCCACAUCCAGAGCAUCUUUGUCAAGUCUUUUGACAGGAAGGACAGCUUCUCCUUGUUCAUUGACAAAACCACCGGACAGUUUCUGUGCAAAGACACGCUGGUGGAAGGGAGCUGGGAGGAUCUCCAGGACUGCCUGGAGGUGAUGCAGAAGGAUGCGCAGGACUUCCUCAGCCCUGAUGUGCUGCUGGGUUAUCCCGAAAGUUUGGAGGAGCAGGAAGAGAGGGAGAGAGAGCUGAGAGAGGUGCAGAGGAUCUGGUCCAGCUCUGUGCCCCUCACUGACCUCCCUGAGGACGAGGCUCAGCUGAUCAAAAGCAUGUUCCAGAUCACAAAGGUCUCUAAUGCAACCCUCAAGAAGUUUGGCGUGAGGCUCUUCAAGCCUACCAAGAGUCUGGUUUUCCCCUGGUUUGGUGGACCUGACUCCUCCCUAAAGGGGGUGAAGCUGCUCUCUGCCCAAAGCACAGACACUGAAAAGGUUACUUAUAAUGAAGCUACACUCCCAAAGUGUAAUUCUUACUACAACCUUUUUGGCCUCCCCCUGGUGGGUCGUAUGGACUCUGAGGUUGUACUGACUGGACAUGAGCUGGACACUCUGGCUGUGAGCCAGGCCACAGGACUUCCCAGUGUUGCUCUUCCGCGUGGGGUCAGCUGCCUCCCACCAGUCCUGCUGCCUUAUCUGGAACAAUUCAAGCGUGUGACGCUGUGGCUAGGCGGGGACAUUCGCUCCUGGGAGGCGUCAAAGCUCUUUUCACGCAAGCUGGGUCUGAGGCGCUGCUCGCUAGUGCGGCCCGGGGAGUUCCGGCCCUGUCCCGUAGAGGCGCUGGCCCAGGGGAAGAACUUAAACCAGAUCAUCAAAACCUCAAUCCCAGCUGCCCAUAAGUCCAUAGUUUCCUUCAAGCAGCUCAGAGAAGAUGUAUACGGGGAGCUGGUGAACACAGACCAGGUAGCUGGAGUGAAGUGGAAGAGGUUUCUGGAGCUCAACAGGAUCCUGAAGGGACACCGCAAGGGGGAGCUGACUGUUUUCACAGGUCCAACCGGCAGUGGGAAGACCACUUUUAUCAGCGAGGUAGCCCUGGACCUUUGCAUGCAGGGCGUCAACACGUUAUGGGGCAGCUUUGAGAUCAAUAACGUGCGUCUGGCAAAGAUCAUGCUGACACAGUUCGCCAUGCAGAGGCUGGAGGAAAACCUGGAGCAGUACGACUUCUGGGCAGAUAAGUUCGAGGAACUGCCACUCUACUUCAUGACUUUCCAUGGGCAGCAGAACAUCAAGACAGUGCUGGACACUAUGCAACAUGCUGUCUACCUGUAUGAUAUCAACCAUGUCAUCAUAGACAACCUGCAGUUCAUGAUGGGGCAGGAAAACCUCUCAGUAGACAAGUUUGCGGUCCAGGACCACAUUAUCGGAGCAUUCAGGAAGUUUGCCACCAAUAGCAGCUGCCACGUCACUCUGAUCAUUCACCCCAGAAAAGAGGAGGAUGACCGAGAACUGCAAACAGCAUCCAUCUUUGGUUCGGCAAAGGCCAGCCAAGAAGCCGACAACGUCCUGAUCCUGCAGGAGAAGAAGCUGGUGACGUGUCCCGGACGCAGGUCCCUGCAGGUGACCAAGAACCGCUUCGACGGAGACGUGGGCAUCUUCCCUCUGGAUUUCAUCAAGUCCUCGCUCACCUUCUCAACUCCCAUCAAGGGCAAGCAGAAGUUGAGGAAGGUCGCCUUCAAGCCAGAGAACGAGGAGGUGGCAGUGAAGAAGGAAGAGGUGAAGACAGAGAUGGAAGAGAUUAAAAAAGAGAAGGCAGCCAAAACAACAAAGACUCCACGAACUAUGAAGACUCCUGCAACUGGAAAUGACAGCAUGCAGAAGCAAUCAUAAACUAACAUCUUGUGUCCCUCGUUUGUAAUUCACAAUGAAACAUACAGUUCAUAAUCCAGGAUAAUCUGAGGUUACAAAAGAUGUAUUUCAUUAUGGAACUAAGUGUGGACAUUUCAGCCAGAAUGUGAAAUAAUGAUGGUAAAGUUAAACUUGUACACAGUUUGUAAAGCUCUCCUCUGCAACUGCUACUGUAUAUUGCGAAUGAGUUCUCUGUUAGAAGUGUUAGAUAAGAUACUGUUCUGCAAUUUUCACAAAAUACUGUGACAUCAACAGCUACUGUUUUCAUGCUACUGUUCAAUAUUUCCUGGUAAAACACUAUCACGCUGUCUGCUUGCCAGGAUGACACAAGCACUUGCACACGACCAUAGUGUGCUUUCUAAUGACUUUUUGUACUAUGAUGAGUUAUUCAAU